This is a messenger RNA of Solea senegalensis (Senegalese sole), 592 nucleotides long. RefSeq names its product histone H4. The transcript has a single exon. Gene Ontology annotation, biological process: nucleosome assembly. NCBI's taxonomy places the organism in Eukaryota, Metazoa, Chordata, Actinopteri, Pleuronectiformes, Soleidae. Gene Ontology annotation, molecular function: structural constituent of chromatin; DNA binding; protein heterodimerization activity. The coding region runs from base 63 to 374 and encodes 103 amino acids. Gene Ontology annotation, cellular component: nucleosome. The record is from RefSeq and is a predicted model, not a curated record.
AGUCUGGUCCUAAAUAUCAGCGCCUCCUGAAAUUUUGACAAACAAACUCUCUCAUCGAGAUCAUGAGUGGACGCGGCAAAGGAGGAAAAGGACUCGGCAAAGGAGGCGCCAAGCGUCACCGCAAAGUGCUCCGUGAUAACAUCCAGGGAAUCACCAAGCCCGCCAUCCGCCGUCUGGCUCGCCGCGGCGGAGUCAAGCGUAUCUCCGGCCUCAUCUACGAGGAGACUCGCGGUGUGCUCAAGGUGUUCCUGGAGAACGUCAUCCGUGACGCCGUCACCUACACCGAGCACGCCAAGAGGAAGACCGUCACCGCCAUGGACGUGGUCUACGCUCUCAAGAGGCAGGGCCGCACACUGUACGGCUUCGGCGGUUAAACCCUGGAACCUGAACGCAACGCGACGCUGAAUAACGCAACGGCUCUUUUAAGAGCCACACACCGAGUCUGUAAAGAGCUGAUUAUCUUCAUUGUUAUGCAAUUUUAAAUAGAUGCACGCAGUAUAUGUGAUUCUCUAGCAUAAUAUUCUGUAUCUGCAGUUAAUGUGAAAACAUGAUGUAAUUAAGAAUAUCUUGAAUAAAGAAAAUACGCAAAUUA